AUGUCUCAGCUUACUCACGCCCGCUACGGCAAGGACAACGUCCGUCUCUACAAGGUCGACAAGGACCCUAACACCGGUGUCCACACCGUCGUUGAACAAACAGUCUGUGUCCUACUUGAGGGAGACAUUGAGACUUCCUACACCAAAGCAGACAACUCUGUCAUAGUCGCGACCGACACGCAAAAGCAAACAACCUACAUACUCGCAAAACAAAACCCUAUCGACCCGCCCGAGCAAUUCGCUGCCAUCAUUGGCGACCACUUCGUCAAGACCUACCCUCACAUUCACGCCGCGCACGUCAAGAUCAUCCAGCACCGAUGGACGCGCAUGACUAUCGACGGAAAAGCACACCCACACUCGUUCUUCCGCGACGGUGAAGAGACUCGCGUGGUCGAAUCCGUGACCCGCGAGAACGAGGGUGUCUCUAUUCGCUCCAAGAUUGAGAAGCUCCUUGUUCUGAAGAGCACAGGGUCAGCAUUCCAUGGCUUCCACCGUGACGAAUACACGCGUCUGCCCGAAACAUGGGACCGCAUUUUGAGUACAGAGGUUGAAGCUGGCUGGCAAUGGAAGCUGUUCAAGAACCUGGAUGAGGCCAAGGCCGUAGACUUCAACAGUGCCUGGACCGCGGCAAGGGAUAUCACUAUGAAGGUCUUCGCCGAGGAUGAUAGCGCCAGUGUGCAAGCAACUAUGUACAAGAUGUGCGACCUGAUCUUGGCCGCUGUUCCUCAGGUGGACGCUGUGGACUAUGCGCUGCCCAACAAGCACUACUUUGAAGUCGAUCUCUCGUGGCACAAGAGCAUCAAGAACACAGGCAAAGACGCCACUGUCUUUGCUCCUCAAUCGGACCCCAACGGUCUGAUUUUCUGCACUGUUACUCGCAAGGGUACCAAGUCGAAGUUGUAG
This is a messenger RNA of Alternaria incomplexa, 903 nucleotides long. RefSeq lists its product as uncharacterized. The transcript is spliced from 3 exons. The coding region runs from base 1 to 903 and encodes 300 amino acids. Gene Ontology annotation, biological process: purine nucleobase catabolic process; urate catabolic process. NCBI's taxonomy places the organism in Eukaryota, Fungi, Ascomycota, Dothideomycetes, Pleosporales, Pleosporaceae. The record is from RefSeq and is a predicted model, not a curated record. Gene Ontology annotation, cellular component: peroxisome. Gene Ontology annotation, molecular function: urate oxidase activity.